UGCUGACUUAUCUUUACCCUCUACUGGAAAAAAGUGAGACUACUUCCACGAAGUAUUAAAGAGAUGACAGAUAGUACCAACAUCAUCAUCACCCAAAAAACCACUGGCACGGCUCACCAGAAACAAAACCUCUGAGAAAAAAACUUAUAAUCUCCAAAUCAGAGCAAAACUGAGAAAAAUUGAACACAGAACCUUUCUCACCAGAGCCCAAAUAAACUGGGUAGAGCCAGAUAAAAACGUCUUUAAAAAAACAAAGCAAACCAGUUGCAACACCAGUUAAAACUUCCCCCUGUUGCCAAUUGUACGAGUCAGCUGGAGCUUGCCACUUUCAGAGAGAAGCUGCUGCUGCAGCUUUCUAAUAAAAGGACCUGCACGUUUCUCCUCCCCGUCUUCACCAGUGCUUUUGAGAACCAGCAGAACUUCUUAGCACAUAAAUGAACAGCUAAAACCCCUUUUCAAACGAUGGAUGCAACUUCGGCUGCUUUACCAAUCAUUGGGCCACACAAGGAAGAAUUCUGGAGUAACCAAACCAACCUGACCAUAAAUGCCUCAGAAAGUCACAAUCAUGCCAGCUGUUCCUUGGAUGACAACAACUCACUGUCACUUGCCUUGAUAGUUUUUUACUCCAUUAUUUUUGUUGUUGGAUUGGUUGGAAAUAUUGUAGCCCUGUUUGCUUUCCUGUGCAUUCAUCAGAAGAGGAAUUCUAUCCAAGUUUACUUGCUAAACGUGGCUGUUGCAGACCUUCUGCUCAUCUUCUGCCUUCCCUUCCGGAUCCUCUAUCAUGCCACCAACAGCUGGAUGUUUGGGCGGGCUUUUUGCAAGGUUGUGGGAACUCUGUUCUACAUGAACAUGUACAUUAGCAUAGUACUGCUGGGACUAAUUAGUCUGGAUCGUUAUAUAAAAAUAACGAAGUCUGUGAGGCGUCCAAGGAUGCUCACCACCACCCGGAGCGUGCAGAUCUGCGUCACGGUGUGGGCCAUUGCACUGGCAGGAUUUAUAGUGGUGGUUGCUCCAUCUUUCUUUAAGACUGAGAGCAGCAACUCUACCAAGUGCUUUCAUUACCGAAGCAAACAGAAUGCAGAAAAGACAGAAGCAAUUUUAAAUUGUAUCACUGUGCUGAUUUUUUGGAUUGUUUUUUUCCUUUUGAUACUUUCGUAUGUUAAAAUUGCCAAGAACCUUCUGAAAAUUUCGAGGAGAAGGGCAAAUUUUCCCAAUGCAGGAAAAUACACCAAGACAGCAAGAAAUUCCUUCAUUGUUCUCAUAAUUUUCACCAUCUGUUUUGUGCCUUAUCACAUGUUCAGGGUUGUCUACAUCACAUCACAGUUACAAUCCCCAUCCUGUUACUGGAUGCAGAUCAUUCACACGUGCAAUGAGGUGAUGCUCAUAUUUUCAUCAUUUAACAGCUGCCUAGACCCAGUCAUGUAUUUCCUAAUGUCCAGAAGUGUCCGUAAGACUGUAUUCCAACUGAUUUGCAGAAAACUUCAUGGAGAGAAAAGCCUAAACCUGGAGAGCACUUCAGAUAUAAAACUUGGCCAAUAUGCUCAAGAGCGAUUAUCCAGCACCACUCCUCACUCCAGCUACUCAAGGAAGAAGUCUGUGAUUUGAAUGUUUAAAUGGAUCUCUGUCAUUUCAGGUCACCAAUUUCAGAUCACAAAAUCCUCUGCUCUAGAGUUACUAAUUCUGCCUCUUUCCUCCUGUUAAGAAAAACGAGAAGUUGUACUUCUGGCUUGUGAAAAUGAGAAGUUACUUUUCAGAAGAAUUUUUUCGCUCUUGUUUAUCCAAGAAAACAAAUUAGGAAGUUCUCAGACUUUUUUGUGUUGGACUAAACUAGAACACUAACUCUUUAGGGAUAUUUCCACAAAGGGGUUUGAACCUGUAAAAGUAAACUUGUAUAUAUACAUUAAUAUUAGUAGCUUGUGUGUGUAAAUAAUAGAUGAAUUUUGCAAAAAGUAAAUUCUGUCCUAUUUGAAAGAUUUUUUGUAUUUUAGAUUUUUUUCUGUUUUAAUAGGUUUCCAAGAGAUCAGUAUUUUUACUACAUUUAUAAAUGCAUUUUAAAAGAAAAUAUUUGAGAAUUUAGUAACAUGUAUCUUAAAAAUGAGGUGAAGAAUACAACAUCAAUUCAGUUUUAAGUACAGAAGACACUCUUAGUUUUAUUAAGCAGCAAAAUUAAAAUAUUCAAUCCUACUAAGACAUUUGUUAUUUCCAACAGUUUAAUGAAUGUCAAGGUCAAACACCUGAGGAAAAGCAAGCAACGCCUUCGGAAAAUUCUAAAUAAAUGAAGGAGAGAUGAUGUGGGCAUUUCCUAAGAUUUCCUUCAAUGUGACAAAUUUGAUGACAGCACAAAGUAGUUCAGCAAGGAACAUCAACUCACAGAGCGGAGCAAAAGGAUCAGCCAGGCUCAGGCACUGCUCCUACAUUCCAAAGCCACACAUUCCAGCUGCAUGCUUCCUCCCUGGCAGGAGACUUUUCUUUCCACAUGAUUAAAAUAAUCUUGAUAAUUGCUGAUGCCAUGUAAACAGCAACGUAAUGACAACCUUUCAUAGCUACAGCUACAUUCUCAGAUACUAAACAGCUUUAUGUAUUUAGGCACACACAAAUUUCAGACUGAAACAUUUCUCAAAAACCAGAGAGCUGAAGGUGGAGAAUGUCUGGCACCAAGAUGACUAAAGCAGCACAACCAUGAAUAAAUUAAAUGUCUGGCAUAACAGACCAGAAAGGUGAAAGAUAUAGAGGCCAGACAUCAAGCUCUGUGAAAUAAGGAUUUAUUGUCUUUACACACACAAACAAUACUGCUCAAAUAAGUAGGUGUAAACAAGUUGGUUUUAAUAUGACUACCAGUAACUUUUAAAAUGCAUCAUGUGACUGUUAAUGCCAAAUCUGUGCCAAAAUGUGAGGGUUUUGACUAAUUUCAUACAAUAUUCUGAUUUUACAGAAGAUACUCAUAAUACUCUGAUUGAACAAAGUAAACAUAAGGCUUCACCUCAGCUAGAUAUAAACUUGGUUUAAUUUUGAUGUAAAUUCAUAUCAUUCAGAUUUGAUGGAACUGGAUAUAAACAUGUCAAAGAAAUUACAAUGACUAGCCAGUAAUUGUUUUGUUUUGUUCUGCCUUUUUUUUUUUUUAAUAAAAAAUUAGAGGGUUUCCUUAUCUUCAAAAGAAGGAUUCCUAAAAAUGUGUAAUUUCAUAAAAAUAUGAUGGUAAUUGACUUUUUCUUAAAUAUUGCAGCAUACAACAGAGGUGUUUGUACAAUAAUUUCUGAUUGAUUCUCACAGAAAUUGCAUUUCAGGAUCUUUUAUCUAUCAUUUUGCCAUCCUAUUCUAUUAAAGCUUCUUUUGUUUUGUA
Molecule: messenger RNA, 3340 nt
Organism: Zonotrichia albicollis (white-throated sparrow)
Lineage: Eukaryota; Metazoa; Chordata; Aves; Passeriformes; Passerellidae
Gene: GPR34
Product: G protein-coupled receptor 34
Biological process (GO): G protein-coupled receptor signaling pathway
Cellular component (GO): membrane
Molecular function (GO): G protein-coupled purinergic nucleotide receptor activity
Source: RefSeq, a predicted model, not a curated record